Lutzomyia longipalpis is the source of this 1836-nucleotide messenger RNA. RefSeq names its product E3 ubiquitin-protein ligase XIAP-like. The transcript is spliced from 2 exons. The coding region runs from base 330 to 1622 and encodes 430 amino acids. Gene Ontology annotation, cellular component: cytoplasm; spindle microtubule; nucleus. The record is from RefSeq and is a predicted model, not a curated record. Gene Ontology annotation, biological process: regulation of cell cycle. NCBI's taxonomy places the organism in Eukaryota, Metazoa, Arthropoda, Insecta, Diptera, Psychodidae.
AAAUCCUACGAUUCUAAUCUUUCCAAUCUUUCACAUGAAGUAAAUAAUUUUAUUUCCAACUCCUCGUCACUCUUGUGGGAGCGAUAGCAAAAAAAAAACGAGCUUGAGGGCCCCGCAAGAUUAGGCACACACAGCUUGUGGUGUGAGAAAAAAAUGAGAAGUGUGAUGAGUGUGAUAGAGAGAAAUUUGGCGCGCGCGAGAGAGAGUAGAAUUUUCUGUUUGAUAAAGGUGUCUCUUCUUUUCGCAGAGCUCUCCUGCGCUUCCGGAGGGGUGAUCGUGUGCUCGCUGCUUGCAGUCCAGUAGCCAGUUGGGGAGUGUAUCGAUGAGACAUGGCCAUGUGCUUGAGUUGCAUUUGUGGCCACGCGAGUGACGACGACGGUGAUGAGGGUGAUAUGCGGCAGGAGAGUCAACGACUGGCCACGAUGGAGCCGUGUACAAAUCUCACACAAUUUGCAGCAGCACUGGCACUACAGGGAUUCUUCCUUGUGGCCCUGGCAUCUCCGGAUGAGGUGCAGUGCUACUUCUGUGGUGUUCGGCUGUCCUCGUGGGAGGAUGAUGAUGUUCCCCUGCGUGAGCAUUUGCGGCAUUCCAACAAUUGCCCCCUUUUGCGUGGCGAGAAGACGGACAAUGUCCCCAUAAAUGCACGUGUGAUGGUUAAAUUCCUCCGUGAUGUGUACAAGAAGUACCUGAGUGUUCCCACGAGUCCCUACUGCCGGGAAGAUCGACGUUUGGAGAGCUUCGAUGAGUGGCCUGGGGGUGAUGCUCGAGAAUUGGCGCGCUUUGGGUUCUACUACGUGGGUACAGGAUGGGAUGUUGAAUGUAUCUUCUGCUACAUGCGCCUGGACAUGACACCACCAGUUGUGGGCGACAUUGUGGCGCGACACCUCGAGGCGCCCGACUGCCCGCUCUUCCGGGGCCGAGCAAGUACGAAUGUGCCGCUUGAACCCGAACAAACCAACCGGCUAAUCUAUGAGCUGGCUGGACAGAGACCUGCCAGUGAUUGUUUGGUGCUCCCAGCUGAAAGACACGAAGCUCAGGAGAAAGCCAGGAAAAUGCCACGAGAUCCAAGGAGGGUCAGCAUCAUCACAAAUCCCCUCAAUGAGAGGUACGUUCACACACCGAUGCUUCGGGAUUUGCACAUUGAGAGGAAUCGCCUGAAAUCCUUCCACAGUUGGCGAGGGAUGGCCGACAAGCACGAAUUGGCGCGUCAAGGAUUCUACUUCACGGGCAUCGAUGACGUCGUUCAGUGCAUCUUCUGUCGUACCCAGUUCUCAAAUUGGCAGCCCGAAAGUGAUAUUCUCGAGGCACACGCAACGCCCGGUCGGUGUCCCUUUUUGCGUGGCUUCGAGACAGCAAAUGUGCCCCUUGCGGCCAUCAUGGAGGAUGACUCGCCGAGGAACAGCCCGCUGCGUAGGAUGAUGGAGUGUGAUGAAAGAUGCCGCGAGAUCUGCGAUGAGACUGUUGAAGAUGAUAAAAUGUGCAAGAUUUGCUAUGAAAAUCCCUACGAGACGGUCUGCCUGCCCUGUGGACACGUUGCCAUGUGUACACAAUGCGCUUCUGCCGUUGAUCGGUGUCCCUUCUGCCAGCAGAGAUGUAGCAUGGCCAGACUCUAUUUUAUGUGAUUGAUUCCAUCAAGAGAAUCCCUUCCGUCUUAAGAGAAAAAAACUCCAAAUCAAAGAAAUCAAGCCAAAGGCAGCAGAAGUAGGAGAAGAAAAAUACGCAGAGUCUGAAUGUUUUACAUUAAUUUAAUUUAAAUGUUUUUUUGCAUCUUAAAAUCUCAACACAGUUAUUUAUAGAAUAUUUUGGUUUUUAAUUAAAUUUUUUCAUAAUCUUUCA